CUCUCUCUCUCUCUGCCUCCACGGUGCACAGCAUCUCGCACACACCCACAUGCCCGCGCUCUCCUCUGGCCCACACUCCAUCCAUCCCCUCCUCCUCUUUUCUGUCGCCAUCCUAAUUUCAUCCCAUCUCAUCACUCCCCCCCUCUCUUUUAAUUAAAAGAAAAGCACUCCUCAUCUCUUCCGUUAUUAUUAUUUUUUUUGCCCCAUCAAAGUAGGGUUUCUUGGAUGAGAGCGGGGAUUCUUGCCCGGUGAUGCACUCGGCGAUCCAAGGAUUCGCGGAUCCUGUGGCGGCGGUGUUGCUCCUCCUCCUUCUUGUUGAUCUUUUCUUGUUUCCCUCGGUGGUUGGAUUCGGCUUCUCCUUGGGGUUGCAGCGAUGCCAGCGCUCGUCAAGUAUGGAGGAAGCGAUGACCUCUGUCCCGCGGGCCCUCUCUUCUCAAACCUCAUGGAUUCGAGCCUCCUCUUGUCUCUCGCUCCUAACGUCGAUGUCUUCUGCCCGCCUCGCAAGAGGUCACGGGUCACCGCUCCUUUCGUCUUCAAAGGAGGGGAGAAGGGCGCUGAGAAGCCCAAGCAGAAGCUCUGCUCCAUCGACGUUCUUCCCGAUGAGUGCCUCUUCGAGAUUCUCAGGCGAUUGCCAGGAAGCAGGGAGAGGAGCAACUCUGCCUGUGUAUCCAAGCGAUGGCUUAUGCUUCUGAGCAGCAUCCGGGCUUCUGAGAUCGCUGCUAACAAGAAGAACGGCAGCAGCAAUGGCGACUUGUUGAAGAAUCCUUUGCCAGAUCUGAACGAUGCUGUGAGUACAGACGAGGAAGAAGAACCUGAGAAGGCUGGAUAUCUAACUCGGUACUUAAAAGCAAAGGAAGCCACAGAUGUGAGACUUGCUGCUAUGGCUGUUGGGGUCGGUGGCCAUGGCGGGCUGGGAAAGCUUUACAUCCAAGGAAGCAAUGCAACUCGUCCACUAACUGAUACCGGACUCUCUGCAGUUGCCCAUGCUUGCCCUUCCCUCCGGGUUCUGUCGAUGUGGAACAUUCCUUUCAUCAGUGAUGUUGGUCUUUCAGAGAUUGCUAAUGGAUGCCCCAUGCUGGAAAAGCUAGACCUUUGUAGGUGCCCUUCAAUUUCAGAUAAGGGCUUGAUAGCUGUUGCUCGGAAGUGUCCCAAGUUGACAUCGCUAACGAUAGAGUCUUGCUCAAGCAUCGGCAACGAAGGUCUGCAUGCUAUUGGCCGCUGCUGCCCAAAGUUGAAAUCUAUUAUUAUCAAGGACUGCCCUGGUGUUGGCGACCGAGGAGUUGCAAGCCUGGUCUCUGCAGCUUCAUCUUCCCUCGCAAGGAUAGAUCUUCAGAGCAUAAACAUUAGUGAUGCGUCUCUUGCUGUCAUUGGGCACUAUGGGAAGGCUGUUGCUGAUCUAGCCCUUACCGGCCUCCAGUAUGUGAGCGAGAGGGGAUUCUGGGUUAUGAGCAAUGCUCUUGGCUUGCAGAAAUUGAAGUCCAUCACCAUCGACUCCUGCAACGGGGUUACCGAUCUGGGCCUUGAAGCCAUCGCAAAGGGUUGCCCAAGUCUGAAGCAGCUGUUCCUCAGCAGGUGCUGCUACCUGUCAGAUUCUGGCCUGAAACUUUUUGCUCAAACAGCUAGGGCUCUGGAGAAUCUGCAUCUGGAGGAGUGCAACCGGAUCAGUCUCAUUGGUGUUCUUGGUUUUCUUCUUAGCUGCAAUGCAAAAUUCAGGGCACUAUCCUUGGUGAAAUGCUUUGGGAUCAAUGAUACAAGUUUUUGCCCGUCCCCGCUUCCUUCAUGCAUGUCUCUUCGGUCCUUGACCAUUCGUGACUGCCCAGGUUUCACUGGCACUAGCCUAGCAGUGGUUGGGAAGAUCUGCCCACAGCUGCAGCAUGUAGAUUUGAGCGGGCUAGUUGGUGCGACUGAUGCAGGGCUUCUGCCACUGAUUGAGAGUUCAGUGGGAUUGGUUACUGUCAAUCUAAGUGGCUGUGUGGAUCUGACUGAUGCUGCCAUUACUGCACUGGCAAAGGCACAUGGAACUACUCUCCAGAUGCUUAAUCUUGAAAGUUGCAAGAAUGUUACUGAUAAGAGCCUCUUGGCAAUUGCAGACUGCUGUUCUUUGCUUGAUGACCUUGAUAUGUCGAGGUGCACGAUUAGUGACCAUGGUGUUGCUGUCCUGGCGUAUGCUAUGCAGCUCAAACUCCGAGUCCUCUCUCUGGCAGGAUGUUCUGGGCUGACCCAAAAGAGUCUGCCAUUCUUGGGCAAUAUGGGCAGGUCACUAGUAGGGCUGAACCUUCAAAACUGCAACCUGAUAAGUACUCAAGGGAUUGGAGCACUUGAGGAGAAGCUAUGGUGGUGUGAUAUCCUUUACUAGAAGACAGACCGAGGAAGAAGGGAUGCAGGAGAUUCUCCAGUCAGUCCAAUGAUUGGGGCCUCCAGCACGAGAUGACACAUAAAAUCAGCAUUAGUAUCAGCAGGGUUGAAAUUUCAGUUAGUUUUUGGCUCGUGUUUUGGGCAAUGGGCUUUCUUCUUUGUCACAGGACAUGUUGUUUUUCAGGGACCUCUGACCAGCCUCAAUUUUUGCAGAGUUUCCUCUUUUACAGGGGAAACCUGUUUCAGAGUGUUUUGCUGCCACUAAUUGGCUAGCUUUCCUCUAUCCUGGCCUUGGUUCUUUAGAUUACAACUGUACCUGGUCCUGGUUCAUAAUGGUUUCUUUGAGUCUUUGCUUUUCUUUUUUAUCUCAUAUUUAGUGGGUUUUUUAUAGGGUCCUGGUUAUGUAUCGCUGGGGGUAGCGACAUCCAUGGCUGCUCCGGUGUUCUGGCCAAGGCUCAUUGGUAGUUCAAGCUUGCAUCUGAAGUCUCAGUCAGGUCUUGUAGGUGUUGUUCCAGUUUGGGCUUACGUCCUCUGUGUCAGUUGGGUUUGUGCGGUUGUUUGUUAGUGUUGGUCUUGACUGGUUGCUUUUGCGCAGUUCUGUUUGGAUGCCUGAGAUCCAUGGGGCUUUGGUUAUGGCAGCACAUUCUUAGAGCGUGCCAUGACAUCCUAGUUUGGUUGUUUUUUUUUCACCAAGCCCUACUUUUGCAGGCUGAUGGCUGAGGACUGUAAUCUUUGCAACCUUUCUUAUAAUUAAUAAUUCUUGUGUUAUGUUACA
Phoenix dactylifera (date palm) is the source of this 3130-nucleotide messenger RNA. RefSeq names its product EIN3-binding F-box protein 1-like. Gene Ontology annotation, molecular function: protein binding. The record is from RefSeq and is a predicted model, not a curated record. Gene Ontology annotation, biological process: SCF-dependent proteasomal ubiquitin-dependent protein catabolic process. Gene Ontology annotation, cellular component: SCF ubiquitin ligase complex. NCBI's taxonomy places the organism in Eukaryota, Viridiplantae, Streptophyta, Magnoliopsida, Arecales, Arecaceae.